AGUCACGACGGCACCGUGACGAAGCUUGGGCGAACAUCAGAGGAUCCGGUUCCUCCUGGGGGCAUCACCGCCUCCCCGCUACUGCCCUAAACCCCACCGGGACCGGGAGCUCCCGACCCUCGCCGACGGUUCUCCCACCCCCGACGCCCCGCCUUGUUCCGCUGCACGCUGUUUGCAGCCGUGAUCUCUGGGGCCAGUUUACCUACUUUUUUUCAGUAUUUUGAUGUGGAUUAAUGGCCAGUAAUAUGCAGCCUUCUGGGCCACCUCAGCCUCCCAGGCCUCCCAUGAUGGGUUCUAGCUCUCAGCCACAAAAUCUUGGACCACCAAUGCCUAUGCAGUUUAGGCCAGUGGUUCCUUCGCAACAGCCUCCUCAGUUCAUGCCACCAGCGGCGCAGCAGUUUCGGCCUGUUGGUCAGCCUAUGCCAGGAACUAACAUUGGCAUGCCAGGGCAGAUGCCACAUUUUCCACAACCUGGGCAGCAUUUGUCUCACUCAAGUCAGGUUCCACCUGCAUCACAAGGGGUUCCUAUGGCAUAUCAGCCAGGUAGACCAAUGUCAUCAGCACCCAUGCAGCCGCAGCAACAAGCUGCAUAUCCUGGGGGCCAUUUGCCCACCAUGGGUGCCCCUAUGCAGCCCCCGUCUUAUACAUAUCAACCAACUUCGAUUCCUCCUGCAGUGCAACCCUGGGGCACAGCUCCGGGACAGAGUGUGCCUCAUGUGACUCCUUUAGUGCAGCCUGGACACCAGCUGGUGCCAGCUACAACAAGUUUGCCUUCAGUCAACUCGUCUGAACCUAGCUCUUCAGAUUGGCAAGAACACACUGCGGCUGAAGGGAAAAAGUACUACUAUAAUAAGAAGACAAGACAAUCAAGUUGGGAGAAACCAGUUGAAUUGAUGACACCUUUGGAGAGGGCUGAUGCCUCAACCGAGUGGAAAGAAUUUACUACACCAGAAGGACGAAAAUACUAUUUCAACAAAGUGACAAAGCAAUCAAAAUGGAGUAUUCCUGAUGAGUUGAAGGCGGCACGCGAAUUGGCAGAAAAAGCAUCAAAUCAACAAUCAGAUCGAGAAACAGGAAUAACUGCUGCCUCUGAACCUUCUACCGUACCUGCUAAUCAGUCUUCAACUGCAGUUGGUUUAAUUGCUCCAAGCGCACAUGAUGCAUCAGCAAACUCUGUUCCUCCUGGUGCUGGCCCAUCACAUAAUGUGGACAACACCUCCAGUUCUUCCACUGUUGACAAGCAAAAUGGUGGUCCAAAUACUGCUGCUUUUCCUGUUACAACAAGCACAGAAGUUCAAUUAGUUGCAACUGAUGCAGGAACCAGCAGAAACAAUAAUGAAAAUUCAUCUGUAACAACUGCUGCUGACACAGAAGAUGGUACGUCUGCUGAAGAUUUGGAGGAGGCCAAAAAGACCAUGCCAGUGGUAGGGAAGAUUAAUGUCAGUCCACUGGAGGAGAAAACAAGUGAAGAAGAACCUGUAGUCUAUGCCACUAAGGCGGAGGCAAAAAAUGCAUUCAAGUCCCUGCUCGAGUCAGUAAAUGUUGAGUCUGAUUGGACAUGGGAUCAGACUAUGAGAGUCAUCAUAAACGACAAAAGAUAUGGAGCUUUGAAAACUCUUGGAGAGAGAAAGCAAGCUUUCAAUGAGUACUUGAACCAGCGAAAAAAGUUUGAAGCUGAAGAAAAACGUAUCAAACAGAGGAAAGCACGUGAUGAUUUCCUUGCAAUGCUGGAAGAGUGCAAGGAGCUUACAUCAUCAACAAGGUGGAGCAAAGCAAUUCUUAUGUUUGAAGAUGAUGAAAGAUUCAAAGCUGUUGAGCGCCCAAGGGAGCGUGAAGAUUUAUUUGAGAACUAUCUUGUGGAACUGCAUAAGAAGGAAAAAGCCAAGGCUCUCGAAGAACACAGAAGGCAUUUAGCAGAAUACAAAGCUUUUUUAGAAUCAUGCGACUUCAUCAAGGCAACUACUCAGUGGAGAAAAGUUCAAGAACGGCUGGAAGAUGAUGAGCGCUGUUCCCGACUUGAAAAGAUUGAUCGCUUGAAUAUUUUCCAAGAGUACAUACGGCAUCUGGAGAAAGAAGAGGAGGAACAGAAGCGGAUACAAAAGGAACAAGUAAGAAGACAAGAGAGAAAAAACCGUGAUGCAUUUCGUAAAAUGUUGGAAGAACAUGUCACUGAUGGCACAAUUACUGCAAAGACUCGGUGGCGCGAUUACUGCUCACAGAUAAAGGAUUCACAAGCUUACUUGGCAGUGGCAUCAAACACGUCUGGCUCCACGCCGAAAGAGCUAUUUGAUGAUGUGAUUGAGGAACUUGACAAACAGUAUCUAGAUGACAAGACCCGUGUCAAAGAAGUGGUGAAAUCUGGAAAGAUUCCAAUGACAACCUCAUGGACAUUGGAGGAAUUCCAGACUGCUAUUCUGGAUGAUGAUGCUCUUAAAGGAAUAUCGAUGAUCAACAUCAAGCUUAUUUAUGAUGAUCAAAUUGAAAGGCUCAAGGAAAAAGAGCAAAAGGAUGCUAAGAAGCGUCAGCGAUUGGGUGAAAAUUUUUCAGAUCUUCUGUAUUCAAUAACGGAAAUAUCAGCUUCUUCAACCUGGGAUGAUUCUAAACAGCUAUUUGAGGACAGCCAAGAGUUUAGGGCUUUGGACAGCGAGACUUAUGCUAGAGAGCUUUUUGAAGAGUGUGUUGUCCACCUGAAGGAAAGAUUAAAAGAGAAAGAACGUUUGAGGGAGGAAGAAAAGGCAAAGAGAGAGAAAGAGCGUGAAGAGAGAGAGAAGAAAAAAGAGAAAGAAAGGAAGGAGAAAGAGCGCAAAGAAAAAGACCGGGAGAAGGAGAGAGAGAAGGAAAAAGGGAAGGAUCGAUCAAGGAGAGAUGAAAUGGAUAUUGAUGGUGCUGAUGUGGAGAACCACGGUUCAAAAGAUAAGAAAAGGGAUAAAGAAAAGAAACAUAAGAGACGCCACCAUGACACAGAUGAUGUAAGCUCUGAGAGGGAUGAUAAAGAUGAUGCUAAGAAAUCUCGGAGGCAUAGCAGUGAUCGCAAGAAAUCUAGGAAGCAUACACAUGCUUCAGACUCAGAUAGUGAAAACCGGCACAAAAGACAUAAAAAGGAUCGAGAUAGUUCCCGAAGAAACGGUGCACAUGAGCUGGAAGAUGGUGAACUUGGAGAAGAUGGGGAGGUCCAUUAGUCUCUCCUUUUGCUACCGAGAUUGUCGGUUGAAGUUACUCAGUUUUCAGCAAGUCUGGUACUUAAUGGGAUUGCCUUUGGGACGAAGCCGUUGAUCUUGUCACGAAAAUGUUGAGCGUUUGAUUAAUGUCAGGAUAGUUGAUGUUGGAAGAGUCAGUAUGUUCUCACUGUACUGGGGUUUUGUUUUUGUUGGAAAUAUUUAGGAUUUUUAAUUUUGGAAUAGUGUGUUCACUGUAUUACGUUUUUCACGUAGCAGCUUAUCCAGGUUUAUUGUUGACUCGUAUGGUUUUGUACCCA
This is a messenger RNA of Panicum hallii, 3475 nucleotides long. RefSeq names its product pre-mRNA-processing protein 40A. Gene Ontology annotation, cellular component: U2-type prespliceosome; U1 snRNP. The record is from RefSeq and is a predicted model, not a curated record. Gene Ontology annotation, biological process: mRNA cis splicing, via spliceosome. Bases 234 to 3179 code for a protein of 981 amino acids. Lineage: Eukaryota; Viridiplantae; Streptophyta; Magnoliopsida; Poales; Poaceae. The transcript has 30 exons. Gene Ontology annotation, molecular function: RNA binding; protein binding.